This is a messenger RNA of Aspergillus pseudonomiae, 537 nucleotides long. RefSeq names its product FMN-dependent dehydrogenase-domain-containing protein. The coding region runs from base 1 to 537 and encodes 178 amino acids. Gene Ontology annotation, molecular function: oxidoreductase activity. The transcript has 5 exons. The record is from RefSeq and is a predicted model, not a curated record. Lineage: Eukaryota; Fungi; Ascomycota; Eurotiomycetes; Eurotiales; Aspergillaceae.
AUGUCAUGGCCAAACCUCAACUUCAGUGGGAAGGACAGUUUCUUCAACGAGGAUGGUGGGAAGUCCUAUGUCUUGAGUGGGAGAACUUCAUUCCGUGGCUGCGUCAAAACACGACUUUUACCUAUAUGGCCUAAGGGGGUAAAUACGAAGGAGGAUGUUGAAAUGGCGAUAGAAUAUGGGGUCGAUGGAGUCGUGAUCUCCAACCAUGGAGGAUGGCAGUUAGACGGCGUUCCGGCUGCCAUUGAUGCCCUUAGAGAAUGUGAGCCUGUCACACGAAGAAAGAUCCAAAUUGCCUUAGAGGGUGGGAUCCGGCGUGGAUCAGGCACCUUUAAGGCUUUGGCUCUCGGGGCACAGCAUUGUUUUGUUGGGCGCGUCCCGCUUUGGGGUCUGGCGUAUAACGACCAAAACGGCGUCGAGCUGUCUAUGAAGACCACGAUGGCACUAGCUGGGGUUGUCGGACAAUUGCAGAUAUACGAUGAAGUCAUCUUUCUGUGCUUCAAGCCGACAGGACACUUGCCCGUCUGUGAGAAGGUAUAA